Cucumis melo (muskmelon) is the source of this 1140-nucleotide messenger RNA. RefSeq lists its product as uncharacterized. Lineage: Eukaryota; Viridiplantae; Streptophyta; Magnoliopsida; Cucurbitales; Cucurbitaceae. The transcript has 4 exons. The record is from RefSeq and is a predicted model, not a curated record. Bases 1 to 1140 code for a protein of 379 amino acids.
AUGUCUAAGGUAGAUUCCAAUUUUACACUAAAAGUCCAGGACAUGUUUUCAACCAAAUCCUUGUUCAAACAGUGCGUACAAGCCACUGCUCUUAGAGAUAAUUUCCAAUACGUUACUGUGAAAUCGAACAAGGAAGUUAUAAUUUUGCAAUGCGCCAUUGAAAAUUGCAAAUGGUCCAUGCAUGCUUCUUGUUGUAUUCGUGGGGAUAGGUCAUUAUGGGUUCUUACUAAGUUUGGUUCUAAACAUACAUGUUCAGUAGAUGUUCCAUUAACCGAUCGUAGACAUGCUACCUUUACUGUUAUCAAGGACCUAAUUAAGAAUAAAAUUUAUUUAGCUGCAUGGCAUGCUCGUGAGGCUGCGUUGGAUGGUAUUUGUGGAUCUUCAGAGGACUCCUACAAGAUGUUACCCAGAUUUGCAUACAUAUUGGAACUCAACAACCCAGGUUCUGUUGUUGAAUACAAAGUUGAUUCCAAUGUCAUUUCUAUUGAUGAAACAAGUCUGAAAAAUAAGUACAGUGGUACUUUGUUAUCUGCUUCAACAUUUAAUGCCAAUGAUCACAUUUUUCCACUAGCCUUUUGUGUUGUUGAUUCUGAGAAUAAUUCCUUCUCGACCUGGUUUUGCAACCAAUUAAAGAGAAUUAUAGGUGGUCGAAAUGAGGUUGUCAUAGUAUCUAAUAGGCAUAAAAGUAUAUGCAAAGCCAUAGAGGUAGUAUUUCCCAACGUUUUACAUUGCAUGUGCCUUGUUCAUUUACUUAAGAACUUGAAGUUGAAGUAUAAGAGAAUAGUGGAUACCGUAUUUCAUGCAUGUGGAAAGACAUUUAAUAUUGUAGACUUCGAACAUGAAAUACGUUUGUUGGAAUCUUCUGUCCCUAGUAUACGUGAGGAGCUUAAAUCUAUUGAUUUUGCUAAGUGGUCUCGUGCCUACUCACCACGUAGGAGAUAUAAUGUCAUGACCACUAAUAUAUCUGAGAGUUUGAAUUCUACUAUGUUGAAGGCUCGAGAGUUACUAAUAUGUUUAAUGUUUAAGAUAUUGCGAAUGAUGUUGCAAAGAUGGUUUUUUGAACGAAGAAAUGAAGCUGAUAAUUAUCAAGUGACUGAUUUUAUCAUAACCAUUGAAGGUAUAUUAAGGGAACAAAUUUAA